Molecule: messenger RNA, 3529 nt
Organism: Sardina pilchardus (European sardine)
Lineage: Eukaryota; Metazoa; Chordata; Actinopteri; Clupeiformes; Clupeidae
Product: von Willebrand factor A domain-containing protein 3B-like
Exons: 27
Coding region: 8-3388 (1126 amino acids)
Source: RefSeq, a predicted model, not a curated record
AUGUGCAAUGACAUCGCCAGGUGAAGUGUGCAGUGACAGUGAAAGAAGACACGCAACUGAGGAUCAUGAUUUGAAUACACUCAUCUCGUCGGCCCAGUGGCUUUGGCAUAAUGGGCUGAAGCAAAGUAAACUCAGCUUGAGUCAGAUCCUGCCUACUAUCAGCUUUAAGCACAGUGAAGACUAUGUUCACUCUUUGGGGAAAUCUGUCUCCUCCCUGUAUAGUUGUGGAAUGUUCCCACAGUUCACCAUACAUGGAGCUGUCUACAAUAUCACAGCCUCUCAAGACAAUUUGGAGAAAGUCUGUACAAGACUGGAGAGAACAGUGAAUCAGUACCAGCAGAGGAUGAACUGGCUAACGACUGGAAGUAGGCAGCUUUUUGGUGUGAUCCAGGAGAAAAGGGUCACAGUCAUAGUAGACUUCGGAAGAUGUCCCUCGAUAGCACAUCAACAGGCCAAGAAGGCACUGAGUCUGGUAAUCCGUGAACAAGUCUCACAGAUCAACUCAUUCAAUAUUAUUCAUUCAGGCAUGCAUGUGAAUGCAUGGAGGAGGAGAGUGGUGGACACUAGUGUGGAGAAUCUACAGUCUGCCAUAGAUUGGUUGUGGGCCUUACAACCUGAAGACUCUUGUCUGAGUAACACAGCUAAUGCUCUUUUAAAAGCAAUGGAGGACAUGACUGAGGCAGUCUAUUUGUUUGCUGCUGGAGAUUUUUGGGAUGAGGACAUUACAGAUGUGCUGGGUAAUUGGCCAGUUGACAUUGCCUGCCCUGUACACACAAUAUCAUUCAAUGCUAAAGCAGAGAAAACCAUGUUGGCCUUGAAGCAUUUGUCUUUUUUAUCUGCUGGUAGGUUUCAUGCGUUUGCUGAAAUGAGUAUAUUUGUGGAUGAACUGUGUGACUCAUCACUGAAUAAAGCAAGGUGUGAGGCGUCCGAGGUUCCCACUGAACUGCUAGGCGGAGUGCCGACAGGGUGUGGAGUUCGAGAGGAUGUCUAUCUGGUCUGGAGUGAGAAAAGACAGGCCCUUCAAAUCAGAGAUCAAAUCCAAGCCAUUCUGUUAGAACUCUUCCCUCCAGAACCUAAAUCAGAAGCAGAUAUGCUGUGUAGCUGUACCUCAGAGUGUGCCCUGAGCUCCAGACAGUGGCUCGAGCUGUUUGGACUGAAGGCGCAGAAGCUGACUCCUUACGACGCUCUUGCCAGCUGUGCCUUUCACCACUCUGAUGGCGUUGUUGACAUCAAAACCACGCCAGCCGAUGAGAGUCUCCAGUCAGAUGCUGUGACAUGUAGAAAGCUGGUCAAUGCUAAGUACUGCAGCCGAUUUGUGCAUAUGCGUUGGAAGGAUGGCUCUGUGGUUCACGUCUAUGUCACCGCUGAGGAGUGCAGACAGUAUGAGGAGAAGAUGCACCAGGCAUUGCUUAUCCUACAGAAGAGAAUAGAUUGGUUGAGGAGUGGGAGCAGAGAGCUGUUUGGCAACAUUCAGGAGGACCAGCUGUAUCUCCUCCUUGAUACCUCAGAGUCUAUGCGGCGCCAUCUGCCUUGGGUGAAAGAGAAGGCUCACCAGCUCAUAGAGGAGCAGCUUUGCCAGAAGCAAAGAGUAAACAUGUUGGGCUUUGGCACGAAUUUGACACUGUGGAGGGACACGCUAACAGAGGCAGGAGGCUCUACAAACACACUAGAUGCUCUUACUUUAACCUUGGCUGAUGAGGGCACUCAAGCUGUGUACCUGCUAACAGAUGGGAGGCCUGAUCAGCCUGCCAAAGACAUUUUAGAACUGGUGAGAAGGAAGACCCCUGUGCCAGUUCACACCAUCUCCUUCAACUGUGAUGACCAUGAGGCCAACAGCUUCCUGCAUGAACUCUCCCAGCAGACAGGAGGCAGAUUCCUCAGCUAUUUCACAGACGCCGGGGACAAUUAUGCUCUUCAGAGGCCUUAUGAGAAUGAAGACCUCCAGAUUUUGGAGACAGAAAUGGAGGAAGGGAGGAGAGCCCUUGAGAGCGUCAUCAGACUCCGUGCUGAGUGUGUCCUGUUGGAUGCUUUCCAUCAUCACAAGAGCGGCACAACCCAAAGGCCCUUCUAUUACGUCAAACAGCAGUCUUUCCAAAGAAAUUCAGGCGAGCAGCAGUCCAAUCAGCUCAAGUCUGCAAGAUGUGCAGCUCAAACAAAAUCCAGCUUGCUUAGGCUCCUUUCCAGCAGUGGCAGUGUGGGUGCCAGAGCUCCACUUCACAGUGGCAAAGUCCCUGAUCAGGGUUGGCUACUUCCCGAGUCUCUGGAACUGUUUCAGACGAAUGCUGAUAAGCAGAUGCAAGUCCUUCACAGGCUUGGAGAAACAUCGAACAAAAUCAGAAGAAAAAAACAAAAGCAGAGAAAACCCAAGGCGUCUCUGGAUGUGUCAACAGCAGAGUGGUUGAAGGCCAACAGUCUGGUUGCAAAGAAGCUCACUUUAUCAGAUGCCGUGGCACCAGCUGCCAUAGCUCACGAUGCAAAAUAUGUUCCCAUGCUGGAAAAGCAUGUUUACUCAAAGGUCUUUGAUGAGGUACUUCACCUGGCCCAUAUCAGCAAAGGUGGCACACAGAGACUAACUCUGAUCAACCCUUUAUCUAUCGACUUGGAGGACUACAAAUCUAGACUGAGCAAUGCUCUGCAGGCCUUUGAGAGACGCCUGGACCUGAUUGUUUGGAGAGCCUUGCCACAGGAAGAAAAGGACAAGCUUGGCGGGGAGCCAGUGGCCUUCGGGGAGCGGCGUGGGGUCCAGCUGCAGGUCCUGGAGAGGCUGGGCUGUCCGAUAGCCCUGGAGGAGCUGCGUGAGCUGGAGGAGCAGAUCCAGAUGGGGCACGGCUUCCUCCGGCAGGCCUCCGACCUGCAGGACGUCGCCAGGCAGGCAGCCAGAGACGCAAGGGCAGCAACCACCAACAGUAGCCUUAAGGAAACACUGUCCAAAAGCCAGAGAGAAUCCCCCAAAAGACCCUUGGAUUCUCUGAGGGGUCAAAAGGUCGUUGCUUGCUCAGAGGCCAAUGGGGUCUACUACACAGGCAUUGCUAGGAAGCGUUUGCCUGGGAAGAGAGUCAAGGUCGAUUUGAGCAGCGGGACCUGUGAGGUCGUAGCCCUUGGCGAUGUGCUGACAGUAGGAGGCAGUGGACCCUGUCCUCCUUUGGCGGUAGCGGACUAUGUGUUGGUGGCCGCUGGGACAGACGACCUGGGUGACCACUUUGUGCCGGGAGUUGUCAUAGCAACCCCUCGUCGUUUGGAGGCUGCGGACAAAUUGUUCACCAUUCUCAAGUACAACAAUAAGGAGGUACACACUCUACGCAAUAAGAUCAUCAAGAUCAGCCAGGCUAGAUACCAGACCACUUGUCAUAGGCUUAGACAGCUCCACGUGACCAGAAAGAGAAAGUGACAUGUUCUUCCAAAGCAAGCCAGGGAGGGGAGAGGAUGGACAUUUGAAUGAAACUAGGGGUCAAGUUCCAAGGAGAAUGACUCCUUGUGUGACGGUUUUGUUUGAAAAAACACAACAAAGUUUAUUUGCCAUUAUUCACUA